This is a messenger RNA of Ectocarpus siliculosus, 2040 nucleotides long. Lineage: Eukaryota; Phaeophyceae; Ectocarpales; Ectocarpaceae. The record is from the annotation of a GenBank genome assembly.
AUGCGGUUCUCCAAACUGGUUCUGCCGAUGCUCUCGGUGGGGGUUGCCGCUGCCCAGAAGUGCAGCAACGGCUUCCCGGGAAUCGAAAAGAGCGGUGCUUGUUGUGUCUCGGACUGUGGCACGUGCGGCGGCUCUGGCUGUAGCUCAAGGGAAUCUGGCCUCACCGGAGACGAUUGCUGCACGAAGAACAUCUUGAAGCAAGGGGCUCCGUGCUCAGCCACGGGCCACGCCCCAUGCUUCUUGGACGGUGACUCGACCCCGUCCAAGUCCACGCCGACGGAGUCCGAUGGUUUCGUGUACGAAGGGUGCUUCAACGACAAACCUGAGCCGGACCGCCUGUUCAGCUAUGUCACGACCAUGGAUGACAUGACCACGGAAUUGUGCGCGAACGAGUGCAAGGGCUACGCGUUCUUUGGACUGCAAUGGGGACGUGAGGCUGGCUGUGGCACGUGCGGCGGCACCGGAUGUAGCCAGAGGCCCGGACUCACAGACAGCGACUGCUGCAUCGGAAAGAUUGAAGAGAGUGGACCUCUGUGCUCGGUUACCGGCAAGGCCCCAUGCUUCGUGGACGGCGACUCAUCAGCGCCCGAGCAGACGUCUCCUGUCCCCUCGCCCACGCCCAAAACUUCACCGUCGUCGACGCCUCGUAGCGCCACGCCUACGCCCCCCACUCCCGUCCCCUCCGGCUGCGACACGAAGGCCACAGUACAGAUCGACAAGGACACGGCUUACUUCAAGAGUGGCGGCUGCGCUACCCUGACCGACUUGUACAACGCCCAGGACGGCACGGGUCCGCUUUGGGUGCUAGACUCGAACGACAACAAGGUUGACGGAGCUGGAGGGUCGGCCAAACCUACCGGCCGCUGGCUUUUGACCUCAAACAUCAAGAUCGAGGACGACGCAACGCUGUUCGUGGAAGGCAAGGAUCGCGGGGGGGACUGCGACGUGCUUCGGAUCGAGUCCACGGGCUCCAAGUACUGGGAAAUCUUCGGACACGGAGGAAACAUGUACUUCGAAGGAACCAAGGUCACCUCGUGGGACACGAGCAAGGGCAAGGAGCGUGAGUACAAGAAAAACGAGGGCCGGUCCUUCAUUCGCUGCAUCACCCAGUACGACGACAACUACAGUUGCAGCGGUGGUUCGAACAAGGAUAUGGGCACGUGUCGCAUGGAUAUCAUCGACUCUACCAUGGGCAACAUGGGUUACGACGCUUCCGAGAGCUACGGGCUUACAUGGAAGGUCCGCGGUUUGUGCAAGAACUUGUCCAACCUGAAGCUCUUCGACAAGCGCAAUGUCUACGGCGACAUCAAGAACUCGGACAUCUACGGAAUGUACUACGGCAUGUACUCGUACGGGCACGAGGGCGGCGUGUGGACCAACAACAAGAUGCACGACAACGUCCAGUACGGCUUCGACCCCCACGACGACUCGGAUAACCUUGUCAUCGCCCACAACGUGGUCUACAACAACGGCAACCACGGUAUCAUUGCGUCCAAGAGAUGCAACAACGUCGAGAUCUACGACAACGAGGUCUACGGCGGCGGGCAGGCCGGCAUCUUCCUCCACCGCAGCUCCGACAACGCCAAGGUCUACGACAACUACAUCCACGACAACGAUGACGCCGGGAUCGCGUUCUUGGAGUCUUUCGACGCAGACAUCUACGACAACCGUAUCGUCAACUGCAAGUACGGCAUCAGACUUAGCCUCGGCAGCGGAGACAACGACAUCACCAACAACACGUUCGACAACAUCAGCAAGUACGGCCUCUACACGUACAAGGGGAGCGACUCGCCCGAUGUUUCCAACGGUCGCCCCAAGGGCAACAAGUUCGAAGGCAACACCGUGUCAAACACAAAGAUCGGCGUCUUGGGCAAGGAGGGAGACGACAACAUAUUCAAAAACAACGUCUUCACCAACGUCGAUACCUUCGAGUUUGAGAAAUCCAAGGACACCGAAUGGACCGGAAACAGCCUCGGAGGCGGCUGCCUUGACCGCGGUAAAGACUUCACAAAGGGGUCUGACACAAUUCCUGACUGCUGA